AUGAGGUUUUCAUUUGCAGCAUUGUUAAUUUUGCUGUCUUAUGUGCAUAAUGUCAGUGGAAAUGUUGACUCAAAGAGAUCUGAUCUCAAGAUUGAUGAUCAUGAAAUCGUAAAAAGAAAUGGUGAAUCUAGUCAAGCUUUUAAUGUCAAGUCAUCUGGAAAGAAUGAUAAUAGUGAUACCCAGGGGCAUUCAAAUGAUAAAGACAGUGAUAGUGACUUUACUAAUUCUCAAAGGUACGUGUCAUCUCAAGAAAUAUUUUCACUGCUGCUGACGACGCCAAGCCCUCUGGCUGAUGGUAACCAAUAUAUUAGAAAGGCCAGCUCAAGUUCUACUGAAGAACUGUCAACCGACUCGACUAAAAUGUCAACAACUCUGUCGAAGAACAUUUUUGCUGCUCUAACAUUCACUUCUGAGUCGACACCGUCAACAUCAGAAACUUCAACAACACCUGCAACUUCGACAUUGUCAACACCGUCAACAGCUUCUUCAAGUUCGACGGCAUCAACGGCAUCAACGGCAUCCGCGACUUCAAGAACACCGAUAGCAUCUUCGACUUCAACAUCAUCAACAGGUUCUACAACGCUGCCUUCAUCGACACGAUCAACGUCGUUGGAUUCACCAACAUCCCCGACUACUGUAGGCUUGACUGAUGCUACAUCAGGAAAAGGAACAACCGAAGACGAUACACAAACGAGUACUUCAAAUUGGUUUACUGGAUUAAUACCGAAUUUACUUUCAAGUACAACUUCCUCUUCAAGCACGGCACAUGAUACAGAAUCUCCUACGGCUACCGCCCCAACCCAACUGUCCUCAGAUGAUUCAAAGGGCGAAGAGAACGACAAGACGUCGAGCAGUAACGUAGAAUCAGCUAGUACAACUUAUGCUGUGCCAAGCUCUACUGAUUUACUCUCGGUCUUAACGGAUGCUUCCACUACCUCUUCAAAAUCAGCUUCGAGCGUGACAACUUCCAGUGAGGAGACAACUAAUACUUCAAAUGAACCAUCUACUUCUGUUGUUAAAGGAACGUCAUCAUAUGCUGAAAGUUCCUCGACAAAUAACCCAUUUGCGUUUCUUACAAGUGUCACGUCAUCAUCAGUGCCUACUGUUGAAGUGGGAUCUGUUACUAGUAUAGAUAGUGCUUCAACUGGAGGAAGUGAAACAGAAGUGGAGCCUACGACUACUGCAUUGAGCUCGACUUCUGCUGAUGCAUCUACGAUUGAAUCGGGUUCUAUCACAUCUCUUUUGACGCAUGAAAGCACGCUGUCUUUGGUUUCUUCCACGUCUGCUUUAUUUUCAUCCACUUCAGAAACGCUGGCUCAAGAUAUUGAUUCUUUGAGCUCAGAUUUUACUUCAACUGAGUCUCCAUCCGAGACCUCAUUUUAUUCUUCCGUCACCGCUGCAUAUCAAUCAGGGGACAUAAGCUCAGAAUAUCCGAGUACUCAGUUAACAGCAACGACACUUGGUUCAACUGGACUGCCCAGUGUACUUCCCACUGGUGCUACAGAUUCCAGUUUAAGUCAAAGUGUUUUGAUAGAGAGUAGCGACCUGUCGAAUCCAGAGGUCACCACAUCAACAGCUUCACUUGUUUCAGCUUCUAGUUCGAGUUUGGUGACGCCUGUUUUGACCUCCAUUGAGCAAAGUUCUGAGACAUCGAGUGACUUGUUCAGUUCCGAAUUCAUUGCUCCAUUAUCAUCUAUAUUGUCGGGUGAAAGUACCACUGCUUCAGCAAUCAGUGAAUUCAGCACUUUAUCUCCAGCUUCGACGAUGCUGGGUCAAACGAUUGCAGAAACUCAAAGUGCUACAUAUUCGACAGUUGUACCCUCUUCUUCUCCAGAGGAGGUGUCUUUAUCUUCUGAAGCAGUCGAAAUCUCAACAGCUCCAACAGCUGAUCUUACUCAAGAGCCGUCAUUUUCAGUAGUUUCUUCUUCGCAAACUGCGAUUUCUCCUGUAUCAUCAACUUUCCAAGCCGAAUCAACAGCUGCAUCGGAAUAUCAAGAAGGAACCUCCCCUUCAGCUUCAUCUUAUUUGCAAGUCGAAACCUCGCAAGCUCAGGACCAAAGUAGCUUCGCAACAGCCUCCGGGUCUAUUUCACAGGCGCUGACAGAUUUCUCUCAAUUAGAGAGCACAACGCAACUAAGCGAGAGCCCAAGUCAAUCAGAAUCUGGGUUAGGAGGUCAGGCAUCGGCUUCUGAAGUGGCAGCACCUUCUUCGAUUGCUAGCGCCUCCGAAGUUCUUGGAACACAAGUUACUCCUUCCCCAACGGGAGGAGCCAUUGAAUCAGGUGCUUCAGCUACAAGUUCUCCGAAUUGGUUACCAACUUCUUUAAUAACACAAGGACCGGAACCUUCAAAGACUCAUGGCACGGAUCAGGCUUCUUCCGCAAGUUCUACCCUGAUACCGACGUCGAAUUUACCGAAGGCAAUUACACCGGCUACUACUUCUGCGCCAGGUAAAAACUAUGAGCUUGUUUAUGUGGGCUUUAAAUCUCAACUCAAUUACCCUUUUGUUGCUCUGCAUUCAUUGUCAUCGGCCCAAAUAUUUGAGUAUUUACCUGGUGUCUUGAAGUAUCCUUUUGACGAUGAGGAUUCUUUCAAAGAUGUCACGGUGAACAGAUUAAUCCCUUUCAAGGCGCCUGGUAUUUCUUAUACAAUUACAGUUGCUGAAACUUAUUUUCCAUCGAGUGCAGUGUCUGCGCUUGCACAGUUCGUUCAAAAUACCCAAUCAAACUUGUAUCAAAAUACGGCAGCCACUCAGAAGAAUCUAGCCGAAUUGAUAGAUAGCCGGAUACCUUUGACUGGAUUGGAUACUGGAGAUUCAUCAUCUACCAGUAGCAGCACUAGUGAAUCAAAUAAUGGUUCCAUGGACUCGAAUGAUCAAAUGAAAUUUAACAAAGGAAAAAUUGCGGGUAUUGCCGUCGGAGCAGCAGCAGGUUGUGCUCUUUACCUUUCUUUGGUAAUUAUGCUUUUCAAGAAGUUCAAAAACCGUUCUGUGGAAUUACCUCCUUCCGAUUCCGAAUCUAGGCUUGGAGGAAAUUCUUCAUCGCCCUCUCUUAAUGAGAGCUCAAGAUUUGUACCAAUACUCAACGGAAGUGCCUCUUCAGGAGAGCAUUCGAAUCCAAGAAGCUUUCCUAUCUCUGACCCAGUCAAUGCAUCGAAUUCUUUGGGUUGGUCAUCUUGA
This is a messenger RNA of Priceomyces carsonii, 3177 nucleotides long. RefSeq names its product Msb2p (gene MSB2). The transcript has a single exon. The coding region runs from base 1 to 3177 and encodes 1058 amino acids. The record is from RefSeq and is a predicted model, not a curated record. Gene Ontology annotation, biological process: hyperosmotic response; osmosensory signaling pathway via Sho1 osmosensor; cellular bud site selection. Gene Ontology annotation, molecular function: osmosensor activity. Lineage: Eukaryota; Fungi; Ascomycota; Pichiomycetes; Serinales; Debaryomycetaceae. Gene Ontology annotation, cellular component: site of polarized growth; extracellular region; plasma membrane.